Messenger RNA from Penicillium vulpinum, 1116 nucleotides. RefSeq names its product peroxidase. Gene Ontology annotation, biological process: response to reactive oxygen species; cellular response to oxidative stress; hydrogen peroxide catabolic process. The record is from RefSeq and is a predicted model, not a curated record. Gene Ontology annotation, molecular function: peroxidase activity; heme binding. NCBI's taxonomy places the organism in Eukaryota, Fungi, Ascomycota, Eurotiomycetes, Eurotiales, Aspergillaceae. The transcript has 2 exons. The coding region runs from base 1 to 1116 and encodes 371 amino acids.
AUGGCAUCUGCUGCCAGAACUGCUUCCCGGGCCUUCCUGCGCUCGACCCCGACUUCCUCCUUCCGCCCUGCUGUACGCAGCACCCGUUUCGCCAUCUCCGCCAACGGCCUCCGUACCUCUUCCCGUCGCGGAUAUGCUUCAGAGGCUGGCCCUGAGAAGUCAGGCUCAUCUGCUGGCCUCUGGGCUGUUGCUAUUGGUGCCCUCGGUGCCGGUGGAGCGUACUUCUACCUGAAGGGUGACGACUCCUCCAAGGCCCAGGCCCAGGCCAAGGGUCCCUUCGUCCCCGCCCAGGCCGAUUACCAGAAGGUGUACGACGCUAUCGCUCAACGUCUGGCUGACGAAACCGACUAUGAUGAUGGCAGCUAUGGUCCUGUCCUCGUUCGUCUCGCAUGGCACGCAAGUGGUACAUAUGACAAGGAGACUGGCACUGGAGGCAGCAACGGCGCCACUAUGAGAUUCGCCCCGGAGUCUGAUCACGGCGCCAACGCCGGUCUCAAGGCUGCGCGCGACUUCCUCGAGCCCAUCAAGGCUCAAUUCCCCUGGAUCUCUUACUCCGACCUGUGGACUCUUGGUGGUGCCUGCGCCAUCCAGGAGCUGAGUGGCCCAACGAUCCCCUGGAGACCCGGCCGUGAGGACAGGGACGUGUCCGCUUGCACUCCCGACGGCCGUCUUCCUGACGCUGCCAAGGACCAGCGUCACGUCCGUGAUAUCUUCUCCCGCAUGGGCUUUGAUGACCGCGAGAUGGUUGCACUGAUCGGCGCCCAUGCCCUGGGUCGCUGCCACACCGAUCGUUCCGGCUAUGACGGCCCCUGGAACUUCAGCCCUACUGUUUUCACCAAUGAGUUCUUCCGCCUUCUUGUUGAGGAGAAGUGGAAUCAAAAGAAGUGGAACGGCCCGACCCAGUUCACUGACAAGAGCACUGGCACUCUCAUGAUGUUGCCCACUGAUAUGGCUCUUAUUAAGGAUAAGAACUUCAAGAAGCAUGUCGAGCGCUAUGCCAAGGAUAGCGAUGCCUUCUUCAAGGAGUUCUCUGAUGUCUUUGUCAAGCUUCUUGAGCUCGGUGUGCCCUUCAAGACUGAUGAACGCUUCGUCUUCAAGACUUCUGAUUCCGAGUAA